Miniopterus natalensis is the source of this 1877-nucleotide messenger RNA. NCBI's taxonomy places the organism in Eukaryota, Metazoa, Chordata, Mammalia, Chiroptera, Miniopteridae. The record is from RefSeq and is a predicted model, not a curated record.
CACUGCCCACCCUCCGGAUGUAUAAGCGUCCUGGCCAGAGGCGGGUGGUGCGCGCGUUUGCGCGUGACGCCUGGACUCCCCGGCUGAACAGCCUGGGCGGUGUCCCUCUUUGGGGUCCCAGCCACAACAGUCAAUCGAAGGGGCAUUUGCUGGCCUGGGCUCUGUCCUGCUUCGCCGAGGCCGUGCUGGAGCCUGUACUGCCCUCUCCUUACCCAGCAGAGGCCGCAGAGCGUACCGCUCGCCUGGGCCCCGGGUCCUCCAACCGGGCGAAGCUUCACCGGCUGCUGGAAUCCCCGGCAGGGAUGCACUUCAGCACCGUCACCAGAGACAUGGAAGGUGAGCCUUCCCGCUGCGUCUACACGGACCCGCCCUCCAGAUCCCCAGCCCCUGCCGCCGCGGGGAGCCCAGCGAGGAGGCCCGAGGGCCCCGGGGCCAGUUGCGCGGCCGCCUCCAAGGCGCCGGUCAAGAAGAACGCGAAGGUGGCCAGCGUGAGCGUGCAGCUGGAGAUGAAGGCUCUGUGGGACGAGUUCAAUCAGCUGGGCACGGAGAUGAUCGUCACCAAGGCUGGCAGGCGCAUGUUCCCCACCUUCCAAGUGAAGCUCUUUGGCAUGGACCCCAUGGCUGACUACAUGCUCCUCAUGGACUUUGUGCCCGUGGACGACAAGCGCUACCGGUACGCGUUCCACAGCUCCUCCUGGCUGGUGGCCGGGAAGGCAGACCCUGCCACUCCAGGCCGAGUACACUACCACCCUGACUCGCCUGCCAAGGGUGCACAGUGGAUGAAGCAGAUUGUGUCCUUUGACAAGCUCAAACUGACCAACAACCUGCUGGAUGACAACGGCCACAUUAUUCUCAACUCCAUGCACAGAUACCAGCCCCGCUUCCAUGUGGUCUACGUGGACCCGCGCAAAGAUAGUGAGAAAUAUGCCGAGGAGAACUUCAAAACCUUCGUGUUCGAGGAGACGCGCUUCACUGCCGUCACUGCCUACCAGAACCAUAGGAUCACGCAGCUCAAGAUCGCCAGCAACCCCUUCGCCAAAGGCUUCCGAGACUGCGACCCCGAAGACUGGCCCCGUAACCACCGGCCCGGCGCGCUGCCGCUCAUGACCGCCUUUGCGCGCUCGCGGAACCCGGUGGCCUCCCCCACGCAGCCCAAUGGCGCGGAGAAAGGUAGGGGCAACCGGCUAAAGCCCUUCCGCCACAGGGUCACACAGCUGCUGGCAGAUGGCAGGGCCCCUGCACACCUGGGUCCCGAAGUUCAGCCAGCUCCAGGCACUAGGCCCAGUACGAGGCCCCGCUAUGCAUGGAGGCCACAUCAGGCAGAGAGCCCAGGGGGGCUGUCACAGCCUGACUUGGUCCCCAUACACCGAGAUUCGGCCACAAGAUGUCCCCGGGACACUGCUUACCAGCUCGAGUCAGCUGCCCACGAUGCUCUGCAGGCUUCUGCUUGUGCCUUCGACAUGAAGGUGAAGGCCAGAGACGAGGCAGAUGACGUGUGUUCUGAGGUGGCCUCACAGACUAAGGCUGCUGCCCAGCGCGUGGCCUCCUGUGGGAGCCGGGGCCAGGCUGCGGCGUGGCGAGGCCACCCUCCGUCAUCUCUGACCUGGCAGCUCCCUAUGAGGAACACCCAGAGCACAGCGCACCCUGAGGUUCAGAUUGCUGCAGCCCAGCUACUCCUGACCGACAUUCCUGAUGUGCAAAUCCCUCUGGAUGCAUCCCCCAACAUCCCCCAACAUCCCGGCGACACGGCUACAGGACAUUCAGGGGCCCAUGUGGUCCCUCCCUCAGGUGCUGGAGGACACCUGGCUGCACCUCUGUCCAACGGGCCCGCAUGGGAGACCCAUGAACUCAGGAUCAGGGCUGCCUUCCGGGGAUAG